AUGAAAUAUCAAAAUCCCAUCUGGAUUAGUUGGAUAUUUUUGGUAGUGACGUCGUUUUCUGUGACAAUAAUUAGUGGACAGGAAUACGAAUAUGAGUAUUAUUAUGAAGAUGAAGUUUCUCCGAUCAUGAGUACAGUAACAACGACCAGAACAACCACCAGAACUACGACGAAAGCAACUCCCACUACUCGCAUAGUGAGGCGAACGGCUGCUCCGGUCAGAAAUGGUCAACAGAUAAGGCAACAGCCCUGCACGAUCAGGUCAUGUUCCAAUCUUUGGGGUCAGCAAUCUGACGUGGUGGUCAACAUAAUUGCGGAUAUGUACGGCUAUAGUGACAUGCUAACUGGCAAAAGGAGGGUGGCUAGUGUUGUGAACAACAAUGCCUUCAGCUAUAAUGGAAUGAGAACCGUAGAACCGAUCAGAUAUUGGUACACUCAGCAACAGCAAAUUCCCAUUAUCGACUAUGGGGGAGUUCGGCGUCCGGGAAUGCGAGGCCAGGCUGGCGGUACCCUAAUGGGCGGAGGCAAUCGAAGGGUCGAAUAUGAAUAUGUGUAUUAUGAGGACGGCGAAACUGAUUAUGACUAUUACAGCGAUUAUUUGACCCCAGGGAACGGCCAAAAUGGUCAACCUAACAUUUUUAACAUUUGGUUCCGAAAUCUUGUGAACGGGCGAAAAAGAAAAGUUUAA
This is a messenger RNA of Uranotaenia lowii, 687 nucleotides long. RefSeq lists its product as uncharacterized. The transcript has 4 exons. The record is from RefSeq and is a predicted model, not a curated record. The coding region runs from base 1 to 687 and encodes 228 amino acids. NCBI's taxonomy places the organism in Eukaryota, Metazoa, Arthropoda, Insecta, Diptera, Culicidae.